Messenger RNA from Orbicella faveolata, 5362 nucleotides. RefSeq lists its product as uncharacterized. The record is from RefSeq and is a predicted model, not a curated record. Gene Ontology annotation, molecular function: protein serine/threonine kinase activity; ATP binding. Gene Ontology annotation, biological process: protein phosphorylation. NCBI's taxonomy places the organism in Eukaryota, Metazoa, Cnidaria, Anthozoa, Scleractinia, Merulinidae.
UGACAAAGAAAAUCCACGCUUGCAAGCAACUGACAAUUUCAAUGUCAUGAUGCAAGUCGACGGCUGACACAAAUUAAGAAAAGAACAAUGCUUGUCUGGGGACAAUUUACUCUAAAAACAAGAAGAACCAGCUAGUUGGUGUGAUGUGGUCUUAGGCGCGCCACAAUACUGUCGCCUGAUCAUCAAGAAAGGUCUGAAAUAAAUAUGCUUGAAAUUAGUUCUCCGUAAUAACUAAGGAGAACGUUUAUUGGUCGCUUUUGAUUUAUCAGUUAAAGGUCACCCGCUUGCUAAGUUGAAAGCUACGUUGCCCUAAAACAAGUAAUAAAACAAAGUCGAUUUUUUUUUUUUAACAUUGUUGUUCCAGACAAAUUUAAAAGGAGUGGCGCUAGUUGUUCGGGCGGAUGGGUCUGAGGGAGUGGAGACGUGACUUUCAAAACUGAGAGGGCGAAAUAUAUUUAUAGUUUUCUUGUGGUUUUAUAGUCUGUGAGCGGGAAUGCCACCAAAAGGGCGGAUUUAUCGAUGAAUUUGAACUGUGGUGCAAGGUUCAAAGCGUGCACACAUUUUCUCGUGUGGCAGUAGAAUCAGUUAAAAUUCACUUCUUUUUACGCACGUAAAAGUUUCACGUCAGCGGAAGUGGAACACGCAUCUGCAAAAAAAUUAAUGUUCAAAGCUACAAUUGAAAAGGUGGAUUACUAUAGGCUGUUCCUGUCCUAGAUUUUUCUUUGUCUUCAUCACUUUUUGUACCGCAACAGCUAGAUUAAGUUUACAUCCGCCCUCAAACACAAUGACGUAGUGCUUUUAAAGUAAAAUUACCGAAAAGCAACAAUGUAAAGCGUGAGCAGGAGAUUUUAUCAGCCCGAGGCUUCUCUGCAUCUAUUAAAGCAGCGUUGAGACGAAAAUUGGCCCUAUGUUGUGUAUAAUUAUUUCGAAGACACGGAAGGAUGAAUUUUCGCUCACAAUUACAAAGUCAAAGAAAACACGGCAAAAUCGAGAGAGCAACACCAGGUUGGGAGGUUAGCUAUAGAUGCAGUAAAGCGCAGCGUAAACCAAAGCUUGUAGGUUUUCAAGCGGAAACGACUGCUUCAGUCAGAGAUGUACGGCUACAAAUCUCUGCCACUCGAUUUAUGAGUUUAACGAUGCAAGUCGACGCGCACAGUUUCUCGAGGACAAUCCUCUGCCGAAGCCAAUGUGACAAUUGCAAAAAAGUGAUACGUUUCCUCGGGGUGCGCUGCCAGGAUUGCAGGUUGAAAUAUCACAAAAAAUGCUCAAGCCCAAGCAAUCUAUUGCAAGACUGCGAUCUUCGAUGCCACAAAGUUGGUGCCGGAAAAUCAAGGACUAAACGAUUCUGGCGGUCAGGGCAUAAUGCUUGUGGGAAGUGGUCAUUGAAUCACGAGAAUUUGGAACAUUUUGCAAGAAAAGGAGCUCCUCAAUCACUCCUGCCCUUAAAUGCUACGGGAAAAUUCCGACAAAAGCUUAUCAAUGGUCUGUACGAGUCAUUAUGUUACAGUCCAAGGCACGCGCUCGAUUUUCAACCGAACAACUCGGACGAGUUCCACGCAACAUCUCCAUUGACCAUCACAGUUCAGAGACAUACUUCACCAGAAAAGUGCUAUCCAACUCGGGUGUGUGAAAAUCUAACCACUAUUGAUCGAGACGAGACACUUCUAUCAAGUUCGACUUGGCACAGGACAAACUCAUGGUCGACAUCCGCUAGCUGUACGUAUUCUUCAGGAUAUUCCUCGGCGAAUACCUCUUGCCCGUCUUCAGCUAAUUCGCACCGCAGCACAUCACCUACCCCGGACUUUUCUAACAUAAAACUUUUAAGCGCCACUUUAGAACAGUACAGCGGCGAGGACAACAGUUAUUCUGGAGACAGUGAUUUGGAAAUUCUUAAUGAAGAUGACGAUUUAAGGGACGAGUUUUUGGUAGAGCCUUGCAAUUUUUUCGCUACCUGGCCUCAAAAGAACAAAAUACAAGAAAAAGACAAAGACAAACUCAACAAGAAAAUAUUUUCCGCUGAUGACUUUCAGACUUCAAGAUAUCACGAGCCAUUGCCUACAGUAAACAACAGCUUAAGGGGAGAAAAACAGGAUGAAGACGAUAUAAAGAAAUCUCUUCGGGAGUGGAGCAUACCUUUCUCGGACUUGCAGUUUGGAGAAAUCGUUGGCGCCAGCCCUAAGGAAAACGUUUACAAGGGGAGGUGGCAUGGGGAUAUCAUGAUUCACACUCGGCGGAGGUCAGCUGAACAAGACCUGGAUGAGUUUCUGAAGGAAGUGUCGGUCCUGAGCAUGAUUCGACAUGAAAACGUUGUGCUCUUCAUGGGAGCGUGUCUUGAGCCACCUAACCUUGCUGUUAUUACAAGCGUCAGAAGAGGUUUAUCACUGUAUAACCAUCUCCAUGUACGUCAGGACUUGUUUUCAUUGCACUCAAAGAUUUCCAUUGCAAAGCAAAUAGCACAGGGUAUGAGCUACCUUCAUGCCAAAGGAAUUGUCCUCCCUGCCUUGACUACCAUGAACGUGUUCCUCGAGUCCAAGGUCAAGCUUUGCGUCUCAGGCUACUGCAAUAGGACAAAACGAGUUGAAAGGGAGGGGUACGCCAGUAUACCUCAGGGUCAUCUGACCUAUCUUGCUCCAGAGCUUAUGCGCACGCUCACGAGAAAAGGCUGCGUUUUAUCACCUGAAGAGAGGAACACUGAAUUCUCAAACGUUUACGCUUAUAGCACAAUCCUGUACGAGAUUUUCACUGGAAAGUGGCCAUUAAACUUUCCCACGCAUUCUGUGAUAUGGAUGAUUGGCAAAGGUCAACAAGAGUGUGUAACACAUAUCCAGUGUCCAGAAUCAUUCAAGGAACUUAUCAAAAACUGUUGGAGUGAUGUGCCGCAAACCCGACCUGAAUUCAGUCGGAUCGCCGAGUUCCUUCAGCAACAAAAUGUUCCUCCCGAAGUUGCUCGUAGAAGAAUCAGUUUCUCAGAACCAGAAAAAAUGAAUUUUGUUGGCCGAAAGAUGACUACAUUGUCUAUCAAGUAACAAAUCUACUACCAGCGACCAAAAACGACAAAACCGCUAUCCUGCCCGUCCAACUUGUACCGGCGAAUAGCAGAUUAGUCAAGGGCUUAUGCGGGCGGUUUCCACCUACACUAAAAGUACUUUAUUGGUAUUAGAUAGGAUCCUACAGUUUCUGCUGGAGUCGUUUUCCUAGUAGGGUGGUAGCAGCAGUUAUUUAUAACGUGACCCCUCAAAUUCCAUUUAUUGAUUGGUCGAGUAUAAUUUUCAAUGAAUUUCAUUGGUUCAAAGAACGUGGAAGGCAAGGCAAAUUGAUGACAUGCACGUGUUUCUUUGCUGUUUCACGUGACCAAUUUUGACCAGUAACCCACGAGAAAAAGUAACUUGUGGAUUUCAAUACAUUUUAUCCGGGUUGGCAAUUUUUCAACCUCCUUUGACUUUUUUUAGGACUCCAGAUAACUCUCCGAUGUUGUUGGAUUUAGAAUAGCUGUAUAGUCAUAGCGAAUUAGCUUGCUUGUAAAGGAAAGGUUUAACUAAGCUUUGCUGAAUAGACGUUUCAUAGUGCUAGCCUUGUUUACAGCGACCUAUAGCAGUUUUACAGUUGAUAUAAAUUAGCGCCAUAUCGUAUGUUUUUAUUCCAGGCAUACGUACUACAGGGAUACACUGAUUUGUGAUUUGUACGCAAUAUUUUUUUACUUGCAUCGGGGUAUUUUAGUAAAAAAAUUCCAAUGAUUAUAAAUAGCCUAUAUAGGUGCAUAAAACUUAUCAAGUAGUCUCAGUUAGAAGAUUUAUUUCCCAGGGAAGUCACAGAGUUUAUAGACUUCAUUUCAUAUUUGCUUUAUGAGAACCUUUCCUUAAUUGCUACCGUUUUGUACAUUUCUAAAAAAUUCUACCCUAAUUAGCUUUUCUGUCCGCGAGGCGAACUACAUGCAAACUCAUAGUGAAGUCGCACAAUCGGAUAAAACCUCGGAAAAGCAAACAAAAAACACAUUAGCAACCCUCUCUUAGUCACAAUCAUUAUGGGCUGGUUGGAGUAGCUAGAACGGCUUCGGUGCAUGUCAACGACAAAUGACUUACGAAGAGUUUUGCCAUCUAUAGAUCAUCUAUACCGUGAAUAUUUUGGUGCAAACUGUAUCAAGCACUUAAGCACUGAGGUGCACUUAAGAGUUAUCAGUAAGUGGCAGCUCUUUGCUUAGUUGAAUUUUAACUGUAGCGUUCAUUACUUAUCAUGAAAGAAAGUCAGAAGGCGUUGUUACUUUAGUCAGUUGGCGAUUCAGCUGGAAGAAGUGACGUUAGCUUCCAUGAAAUUCAGGUUUAAAAGUGACGGAUCGUGCGAAUCACUUUGGACUAUGAAUUUAACUAGUUCGCUAUUUUUGGGACUAUAAAUUUUCACCGAUACUUUGUAUUGGCAAGGCAUAUUCAAAGGGAGAUUUUUUGGGACUAAAGAUGGCAUAUUGGAUGUUUUGGGGGGAUGGGGGUUGAAAAUUUAACAAAUUUUAUUUUUUGGUCUAUAUUUAUCAUAGAAGUAUAUUUUUAUUUUGGUCGGUUAGUUAAUACAUUUUUCGGCUGGUGUUUCCUCAGGGUGUCAUUCGCACUCGUCCGUCACUUUUUUCCUCGGGUACUCUCCCAGGUGUAAGAUCAAGUACGAUUCAUAUUUAGGAGGAGAAGAUCAAGAUGCGAUUGUCUGUUCUGUUGAUCGAACGCGCCGGUUGCUUGUUUACGACUUCUCUGUCAUGCAGGCCAUGAAAGAGAAGUUGAUCGACACAGAAACAGACAAACAACACCAAAUUAAAAUAACACCGAGUAUUUAUGUACUUGGAAAAUAUUUUUCUUUAGCUUAGAUCUCUUAGGUCAAUUCCCCCUUGUGUUCGAGUUUUCAGGAGUGAGACUCCACUGUUUCGAAAAGUGACGGCGAUUCUUGAUAGUGAGAGUUAACACAUGAUCGAUGUUUCUGUGGCGCCUUUUAGUUAGAUCCGGGUAAAGCAGUGAGAGUUUAGCUCUGAUCAGUUUUUACCGGUAUAACCCUUUCUAGCAUCUCCGUCACUAUAGGGUGCCAGGGAUAACUGACAUAUUUCUUGACCUACUAGCUAGCUAAGAGACUAGGAUGGAAUCAUUGAUCUUUAAAAAGGGUGCUACUAUGAUGUUUACUAUGUAAACUUUGACCUGUAUUCAGAAAAUUCCAAAGCAAUGAAAAGAAAAAAAAAAACCUUUUUGUUAUCGUUUGUUUUCAGAUUUUAAUCGAUCACAGACAUUUGUUACGUGUAUGAAGAAUCCGAAUAGAUCAUUACGAUGUGUAACUAUUUCGUUAACAGACACUGGAUUGUAUAAAGUUAACAUGCUGAAUAAAUAGCUUUGAUGGA